CGGGGCCGGGAGUUGCCGAAGGGAGCGGAGGAGGGAGGCCCUGCCGCGCGGCUCGGGGAGGAGGCGGAGAAGACGGCCGGACGGGGCGGGGCGCCCACUGCUUCCCGGCCGCAGCCAUGGCCGACGAGACCCCCAGGAAGGGCAACUUCUCGGCGCUCGUGGGGCACACCAAUGGCCUCACCAAGCCAGCGUCCCUGGCCGCGGCCGCCGUCUCCUCCAAGCCAGGGGGCGGCGGCGGCUCCAAGAAACUUGUGAUCAAGAAUUUCCGAGACAGACCCAAGUUGCCUGAUAACUACACUCAGGACACCUGGCAGAAGCUUCAUGAGGCAGUGAAAGCCAUUCAAGGUAGUACCUCCAUCAGAUACAACCUGGAAGAGCUCUACCAGGCUGUUGAAAACCUCUGUUCUCAUAAAGUUUCCCCAACGCUUUACAAGCAGCUCCGCCAGGUCUGUGAAGAUCAUGUCCAAGCACAAAUUCUUCAGUUUAGAGAAGACUCACUAGAUAGUGUUUUGUUUUUAAAGAAGAUUAACACAUGCUGGCAAGAUCACUGCAGACAAAUGAUCAUGAUCAGAAGUAUUUUCCUGUUUUUGGAUCGCACUUACGUACUUCAGAAUUCCAUGCUUCCUUCCAUCUGGGAUAUGGGAUUAGAACUAUUUAGAAACCAUAUUAUUAGUGAUAAAAUGGUUCAGAGUAAAACUAUUGAUGGAAUUCUGCUAUUGAUUGAACAAGAAAGAAAUGGUGAAGCUGUUGACCGAAGCCUAUUGAGAAGUCUGCUGAGUAUGCUCUCUGAUCUUCAGGUAUAUAAAGAUUCAUUUGAACUGAAAUUUUUGGAAGAAACUAAUUGUUUAUAUGCUGCAGAAGGCCAAAGGUUAAUGCAAGAAAGAGAGGUUCCAGAAUAUCUUAACCAUGUAAGUAAACGUUUAGAGGAAGAAGGAGACCGAGUAAUCACGUAUUUAGACCACAGUACACAAAAACCACUGAUUGCUUGUGUGGAGAAACAGCUAUUAGGAGAACAUUUAACAGCAAUUCUGCAGAAAGGACUUGAUCACUUACUUGAUGAGAACAGAGUGCCUGAUCUCACUCAGAUGUACCAGCUGUUUAGCCGAGUGAAGGGCGGGCAGCAGAUCCUGCUUCAGCACUGGAGCGAGUACAUCAAGACUUUUGGGACAACGAUUGUUAUCAAUCCUGAAAAAGAUAAAGAUAUGGUCCAGGACCUGCUGGAUUUUAAGGACAGAGUGGACCAUGUGAUAGAAGUAUGCUUUCAGAGGAAUGAGAAGUUCAUCAACUUGAUGAAGGAAUCCUUUGAAACGUUUAUCAACAAGAGGCCAAAUAAGCCUGCAGAACUGAUCGCAAAACAUGUUGAUUCAAAAUUGAGAGCGGGUAAUAAAGAAGCAACAGAUGAAGAGCUGGAGAGGAUCCUUGACAAAAUCAUGAUAAUAUUCAGGUUUAUUCAUGGUAAAGAUGUCUUUGAAGCAUUUUAUAAAAAAGAUUUGGCAAAAAGACUCCUUGUGGGAAAAAGUGCCUCAGUCGAUGCUGAAAAAUCUAUGUUGUCAAAACUAAAGCAUGAAUGUGGUGCUGCUUUCACCAGCAAACUGGAAGGCAUGUUCAAGGACAUGGAGCUCUCCAAGGACAUCAUGAUUCAUUUCAAGCAGUAUAUGCAGAAUCAGAGUGACCCAGGCUCUAUAGAUCUAACAGUAAAUAUACUUACUAUGGGAUACUGGCCAACAUAUACACCUAUGGAAGUACAUUUAACUCCAGAGAUGAUUAAACUUCAAGAAGUAUUUAAGACAUUUUAUCUCGGAAAGCACAGUGGUCGAAAACUUCAAUGGCAAACUACAUUGGGACAUGCUGUUUUAAAAGCAGAGUUUAAGGAAGGAAAGAAAGAGUUCCAGGUAUCCCUCUUCCAGACUCUGGUGCUUCUCAUGUUCAAUGAAGGGGACGGAUUCAGCUUUGAAGACAUAAAAGUGGCCACUGGGAUAGAGGACAGUGAAUUGCGGAGAACAUUACAGUCACUGGCCUGUGGCAAAGCACGAGUUCUGAUUAAAAGUCCCAAAGGAAAGGAGGUAGAAGAUGGAGACAAAUUCAUUUUUAAUGGAGAUUUCAAACACAAGUUAUUUCGAAUAAAGAUCAAUCAAAUUCAGAUGAAGGAAACCGUUGAAGAACAAGUCAGCACCACUGAGCGAGUGUUUCAGGACAGACAGUAUCAGAUUGAUGCUGCCAUCGUCAGAAUAAUGAAGAUGAGAAAGACUCUAAUGGACAUUCAUUAUCAGUGCAAGUACCCUGAGUUUGUGUUGUCCAGUUUGAUAAAAGACCAGCUGACCCUCCCUUCUCACCAAGGGAGUCGAGGUGGACCAAUGAGUCUCAACACUGAAAUGCCUGGAGAUUUGAAAAAGAGAAUUGAAUCUCUUAUAGACAGAGACUAUAUGGAGAGAGAUAAAGACAAUCCAAAUCAGUACCAUUACGUGGCCUGAUGCAUCGGCCAGCUGUUUUCUCUCAGUGAGACACUGGAAUGUAUCUCCAGAGCAGUGAAACACCUCUGUGCUGUUUUAAGGGUUUUCUGGGAUUGAGCCAGCACAGAUACUUUGGAUUCGAAGGAAAGGAGAUGAUUCUUGAAUAACCCUUCACAAGGCUUAAGGAUUUGCAAAUGGCAUAUAUAUCUUUUCACCCUCCAGUUCUUCCUCUUGUUCUUUUAGGCAUUUAAGUUGUUUCCAUUGCUCUGUGCAGAAUGACAUUGGGAUUGGACAAGAAGAUACUGGUUAAAUGAGGUUCCUUUGUAAGGUGGUGUUCUUGUGGCAAAAAAAACUGAAAGUUUGGUUUGUUUUUGUGUGUGAUCAUGAAUGCACAAUAAAAAGACCCUCUAUGCUGCAUUCUUUAGCUACAGAGAUUACUUAGGUAUUCCUGAAGAUAAGCUAUUUUAGUUGAUGAACACUUAUAUUAAAACAAGAACCCUUAAUUGGUGAACAUUAAGAAGAAAGUCAGUGUUAAAAACUGGCUUAUUAAUUAUGCAAUCUAAAUACUGGCAUCUGUUUUUCAUUUAUUUUUAAAAAGUUUUAAACUUUAAUGACUGAUUUUUCUAUAAUGAGGUUUCUCAGUGAGAUCUCUGAUGUGCCAAGAGGACAUCGGGUCUGAUGUGUUUGGAGCAAUGAACCCAUCAGCGUCUUUAUUUCCACUGAAUUAUUUGUGAAUUUUCUUUUUAUGAUUUUGAGGGAAUAGUGUGUUUGUGUUUACCAUUCUAAGAUUGAGUCUAGCAGUCCCUGUAUUUUGCAUUGGGGUAACUGCUGUUUGAUUUUUUUUUUAAUUGCAGUAUUUGUAUGAAUGGUAUAAUAAAGUUUGGUUUUGUUCUUACAGUCACGCACAGGGACAGUCGUCAUUCUCUGUGCCAUAACCACUGUAAAAUGUUUUAUAGGAGACUUAAAGUCUUUAUUGUGAAGCAGAGGUUAUUUUGUCAAAAGAUUAAAAGGAUUUCAUUGGCACCUGGUUUCAUGUUGUGUAUGUAUAAUGAAGUUGAAUAGCAGAUUAUGUUAGUAUGGUAACUAUAACAAAGAUACUUUUAAAUAACAUUUAAAACUACUUUAUAUUUUACAUAAUGGCAUGUUUCAUUUUUAUUAAAAACUACCAAAGGAAUUUUGAUCAUGGUAUAAGUGUUUAAAGCAAUAUUUUCUGGACUAUAACAAGUUUAUAUAAUUUGAUUUUGUGCUAAAUUAUUCAAAGAUUCUGCAUUUUUGAAACAUGCGUGUUUAAAAUAUGACAUCUUAUGGGUUUCCAUAUGAAAAUCCUCUAUCAUCAUUUCUAUAUUUGUAAAUUUUCAUAUGAGUUCUAUGAUAUAUGGUCUAUAAAACACCAAAUAGAUUUCUACUUAUAUUUUAAGUUCACUGUCUCUAGCGAUUAAUAUUGUAACUUAAUGUAGACUUACUCUGAAUAAAAUUAGUUUAAUUGGCCUUAAAA
Messenger RNA from Myotis davidii, 3945 nucleotides. It is a transcript of the gene CUL4A, whose product is annotated as cullin 4A. Gene Ontology annotation, cellular component: Cul4A-RING E3 ubiquitin ligase complex. The transcript has 21 exons. Lineage: Eukaryota; Metazoa; Chordata; Mammalia; Chiroptera; Vespertilionidae. Gene Ontology annotation, biological process: ubiquitin-dependent protein catabolic process; protein ubiquitination; DNA damage response. The coding region runs from base 117 to 2471 and encodes 784 amino acids. Gene Ontology annotation, molecular function: ubiquitin protein ligase binding. The record is from RefSeq and is a predicted model, not a curated record.